Lactuca sativa (garden lettuce) is the source of this 977-nucleotide messenger RNA. It is a transcript of the gene HB40, whose product is annotated as homeobox protein 40. NCBI's taxonomy places the organism in Eukaryota, Viridiplantae, Streptophyta, Magnoliopsida, Asterales, Asteraceae. Gene Ontology annotation, biological process: positive regulation of DNA-templated transcription. Gene Ontology annotation, molecular function: DNA-binding transcription factor activity, RNA polymerase II-specific; sequence-specific DNA binding. Gene Ontology annotation, cellular component: nucleus. The record is from RefSeq and is a predicted model, not a curated record.
AAUCCAAAGUAACAGCGGACUCCUUAGUCUUCACUCCACCUUUAUAAAUAAAGUCUCUCUUGAUGUACCCACUCUAAAACAUCCACUUGUUUCACCAAAGAAGAACACCUCUGCCGAGUGUUUAGAGACACGCAGAGAGAGAUAAUAUGACGAGCAAUAUGAAAACUCAAGUUGAUGAUCAAAUGGUUCUCCUCUCCCAGUAUUAUCCUGGGAUUUACGAUCAACUCAUACCAGAACAAGGGGAAGUUGUGAAACCACGAAGAAGACGAAAGAAGAACAAAGCAGAUGGAAACAGCAGCAUGAUGAGAAAAAGGAAGCUUAGUGAUGAACAAGUGAAUCUUCUUGAGCAAAACUUCGGAAAUGAACAUAAGCUUGAAUCGGAGAGAAAAGAUCGGCUUGCUUCUGAACUUGGGCUUGACCCACGUCAAGUUGCGGUUUGGUUUCAAAACAGGCGAGCUCGAUGGAAGAGUAAGAAGCUCGAAGAGGAAUACUCGAAGCUCAAGAGUCAACAUGACUCCACUGUUCUUGAAAAAUGCCAACUCGAAUCUGAGAUUCUAAAGCUCAAGGAACAACUCUCCGAAGCUGAAAAACAGAUAAACAGCCUAGUGGAAAGGUCAGAUGGAAUAUCGAGCACAAGUCCAUGUUCAUCGUUUUCAAUGGAGGCCAUGGAGCCACAUUUUCUUGGGGGAUUUGGGAUGGAAGGAUUGGAGAAUGUAUUUUGCUUGCCGGAAAACAACUAUAUACAUGGAUCAUUGGAUUGGAUGAACAUCUAAUUAAUUAUAGGGAAAAUGUAAUUAAAUAAUUUUAGUAUUAAUUAAUCAUGUAGUCUUGUAGAUAGUAACGAUCUAAUGUACAUCUUUUCUCCUUGUUGUCUAGUUAAUGGUAUUUCCUUGACUUAAUAGAAAUAUCCCUAGUAUGUUGUCAUAAUACUAAAUUCUUAGUGGGUUGCUUUUUAUAUUUAUCAAUAUUGUAGUACA